Messenger RNA from Lathyrus sativus (Indian pea), 873 nucleotides. The record is from the annotation of a GenBank genome assembly. NCBI's taxonomy places the organism in Eukaryota, Viridiplantae, Streptophyta, Magnoliopsida, Fabales, Fabaceae.
AUGGAUUGUUUUAAAAAAGAAUUUGUUGGUAUUGUAAGCAAAAGUAGCAAUACUUAUAAAAUUCAAGAAGCUUUGAAUGUGGAAGGAUAUUUUAUGAUUAAAGCAACUCCUCUUGGGGCCCAUAUGUGUCUUUUGGAAGAAAACAAUCCUAGCGAUAUCAGUGAAUUAGUUAAGAAAGAUAGUGCGUGGAUGGAGAGGUGGUUCGAUAACAUUCACCCCUGGACCCCUGAUGAUGUGGAUAGGGAAAAAAUUGACUUGGGUGAAAUGUUUUGGUUUCCAUGCCAUGCAUGGAAUCCUAAAUUUUUCAAAUUUUUAUCUGGAAGAGUUGGAGAGUACAUAUCAUCUGAUAUUGAUACUGAGAAGCAUAACCAUUUUGAUGUCACAAGAUUUCUUAUUAAAAAAAAGUUUGCUAUUAAUCUUAACGAGGUUUUCAAUGUGGAAAUUAAUGAUAACAUUUAUUGUAUCAUGCUGUUGGAGGAUUUCCAUGGGCGGAAACAGAUGACUAUCCAUAGAGAGAAUGAUGGGAGUAGUGGAUUGGAGGAAGAUGAUGAAACUAGGUCUGAUGAAGAGGAUGGAGUUUCUAAAUCUGGUUCUCACGAGGAAGAUGAAGAUUUAAUGUUUAGACACGACAUCCAAGAGGACUUAGACCAUUUAGAGGUGAAGUCUAGCACUCUUCAUGAAGAUUAUAGGGAGCAGGCGCACCAGUCUCUAUGGUGUGAAAUGUUACGAGGUUUUCAUGAUGACUUGAAAAAUAUAGUAGGUGAAAAGGUGUCAUCUAUUGUGUUGCAAAGUAAUAACAAGGUGUUUGGGUCCCCAAUGCAGAGUAAUCAUACCGUUGGAAAGGAACUAGAGUUGGCCAACAAUAAAAAGUAG